UGGUUAGAUAUUUUCAAGUCAAUAUUAUACUGUUGCGCGUCAUCUUCAACUCGGGCACAAACUGUUAAAAUUUUGACAGAAAUCUCCAUGGACGACGGCAAAAUCGUUAGGGUUUUAUGCCGUCAACUCAUCCUCCCCAAGAACAACGACGCAUCCCUUCAAUGGCUAAUCGGCUCACCUUUUUUUCCUCAGUUUACUAUCGUCUCUACUUUGCGAUGUCUUCAUCACUCACAAUCUGAUCCUCUUUCUCCUGAUUUCAUUAAAGAGGCGGACGAUCUCAGAUCACUUAUAAUAAAAGGUUUUCACGUUAUUGGAGCUCUCAUUAACAGUGAAAAAGGCGAUUCAGUUCAAAAUGCGAAACACGCGAUCAAUGCUGCUUGUAAAUUAAGGGAAUUGCUGUAUAACGGAGAUGAUUUGAGGAAUUUUGAUGUAAUUGGCGGAGUUUCGAUUUCAAUUAGCGGUGAAUUAAAGUUUUCUUGUGCGAAAUCGGGGGAUUUGAAGAAUGUGGAGGAUGUAGAACGUGUUGUGUAUGAGGAGAGUCCGGAGAAUUAUGUUUGGGGAAGAGGUUGUUUGCUGAAAUGUGAACUGCCUAUUAGAUUUCCUGUUUAUACCCCUGCAAAUAAAGAUUCAGAUGCUGAGCGAAGAUAUCUACAAGCAGCUGAUGCACUUGCUACUGUGUUUAGAGAUCCUCAGCUCACAUUCAUUUUGGAAGUCUUGAAAGGAUCCUCCUCUGAUCUGCCUCAUCCUGUCAUUGUCCGUGGUUCUGAGCUGGACUUUCAAAUUGAUGUUUCAAAUAUUAACCUUUUGACAGAUAGUUCUACAAGGUCUGAUGCAAAGUCAUUGUGUUGUUCAUACUUCUUCUCAGAGAGCAAACCAGCCAUUGAUGCUGAGAGUGCAGAUGCGAUUCAGGUGAAUGUCCUUUUGAAUAAAUCGGGAAGGUCUCUUCAAUCUUUUGCACCAAUGGCUGAGUAUUGUCCUGCUCCAGAGGAGGCCAUAUUGAGGGUCAUGGAUUAUAAACUGGAAGUUAUUUGUUAUGCUGUCAAAGAUCUCUCUCUUGUACUUGCAGUUUCAAAACUUGUCAUUCCUGCUCUUGUUGACCAAUUAACAACAAUGAAGAACAUUGUCGCGCCUUCCUUUUUAGGUCAACAUCCUCGGCUACUUCCAUACCAUUUUUCUCCUCCGGGAAUUUUACACCCUGUAACAGUUACUUAUGAAUUGAGUUAUGGUGAAACGGAACUUAAACAAGUCGAAGCUAGGAGGUCCCUUCAUUUUCGAUUGGGUUUGCCUUCUGAUCGCCCUCUUCUACGAGUUGCCAAUUCCCUAAAAUUUGCAAAAUCAUCUGAUGGAGUUCCAGCCAGGAAGGGCUAUGCAUUGCUGAAGGAUGUACACACAGACAUUCUUAGCAGUGGGGUUUCUGGAGGCCUCGUAUCUCUGGUUCAAGGUUCUUAUGAAUAUCACCACUACCUUCAAAAUGGUUUUGAUGACUCGGGAUGGGGAUGUGCUUAUCGCUCAUUACAGACCAUAAUUUCCUGGUUCAGACUCCAGCACUAUACUUCAAUUGAUGUUCCCACUCAUAGGGAGAUACAGGAAGCACUAGUUGAGAUUGGUGAUAAGGAUCCUUGUUUCAUUGGAUCACGGGAGUGGAUUGGUGCCAUUGAGUUAAGUUAUGUGCUGGACAAACUUUUGGGUGUUACCUGUAAGGUCAUGAAUGUAAGAUCUGGAGCUGAGCUUCCUGAGAAAUGUCGAGAGUUGGCCAUGCAUUUUGAGAACCAAGGAACACCCAUUAUGAUUGGUGGCGGUGUCCUUGCAUAUACCCUUCUUGGGGUUGAUUACAAUGACGCUAGUGGUGAUUGCGCAUUCCUGAUCCUGGAUCCUCAUUACACAGGCAGUGAAGAUCUUAAAAAGAUCAUUAAUGGCGGUUGGUGUGGUUGGAAAAAGGCCAUUGAUAGCAAGGGAAAAAGUUUUUUCUUAGCUGAUAAAUUUUACAAUUUAUUGCUGCCACAACGACCGAACAUGGUUUAGCUGUCUGGGCAUCUGACUGAAAACACACUGGUUUUGAGCCGAGAAGAAACGAAGAGGAUGACUAUCAAUACUCAAUGCUGCCAGCUUAGCUUUCCUUGCUGAUCAUUGGUAGAACCGCCCCAUUUUUUUUUUUUUGGGGGGGGGGGGGGGGGGAAUUUUCGGGAUCAGCUGAACCUUUUUAGGCGUUAGAAACUUUCAGUUGAUGAAUGCGUAUCGAGCAAUCUUAUUGUAGUACAAAAUACUAAGUUAAGUAGUGAUCCAAGUGUGACAUGACAUUGCUAAGCUCUCAGACUCUCCGCUCUCAUGUAAUUCUUGUACUCUGAACUGCGAAGCUGUGAGAGAAAACAGGAUAGCAUAUGCCUAAUUUUUUGGAAAAAUUACCGUGAAUAAUUCAAACUUUUGUUAAUUUCCCUACAAUAAUAUAAACUUUUGUUGAUUUUCCUACAAUAAUA
Messenger RNA from Amaranthus tricolor (Joseph's coat), 2474 nucleotides. RefSeq names its product probable Ufm1-specific protease. The record is from RefSeq and is a predicted model, not a curated record. The transcript has 12 exons. Bases 88 to 2022 code for a protein of 644 amino acids. NCBI's taxonomy places the organism in Eukaryota, Viridiplantae, Streptophyta, Magnoliopsida, Caryophyllales, Amaranthaceae.